AGAUCAAAAUAAAUAAUUAGACGAAGUUUAAAAUGGCUGAAGCAACGAAUAUGUUCUAAAAUAAAAAAAUAAAAAGGAAAAUAUGUCAUUGAGAAACGCCAGAACGAAGUCUUUAUGAACACACGAUAAUAACGGUUUAACUGUUACAGCUUAAAACAGGAGAGAAAAAAAAAUCUUCGAAUUUAUUAUUUGCAUAAAGAAUUUAUCAACAAAUACGUUUAAUAUUUGGACGAUAUAAACUUAGUAUAUUUAAAAGAUUAUAUGUUGCAGCAAACAAAAUGGCGCUAGAUUAUUUAUUACUGAUGCCGUAUUUAAUAUCAGACUGCAAAAACAAACUAAAGAUUAAUUCAUUUUCACUGUAGAAACUUCUCAAGCGAUAAAGUAGUUAUCUACAACUACGAUAAAAUUAUGAAAUGAUUUGACAUUUUUAUUUAAAACGCUUUUAGUGUGGGGAUAGCGAAUAAUGGCAAAUAGUUCCAAGACAAAGGAUUCUAUCAGGCAUAAAGAUAACGCUUCAUUUUUCAGUUGUCUGGGCGAAGAACCUUUUCGAUGCUGAAAAAGUUUAAGUUUACACAUUUAGAGGUAACAGCAACGAAGUUAUCGGAAAUUAUUAACUAUGGCCCAAUUACAGAGUUUGAUUCUUUUAUGAAGACUCUAGUUAGCCCGGCAGAUAUUUGCACAACGAUUGACUCCAAUGGAGAAACUCCUUUACACACUAGUAUUCAGAAAAGCAGGAUGGAGUGUUUGAAAAAGAUGCUGGAGCUAGACCUCAAUAUUAAGGCAAGAAAUAACAAAGGCUAUACACCGUUAAGUUAUGCCUUGCUUUAUGGACAUAUGAAAAUAGCAAGUCAAUUUAUCGAAAAAGGAGCACAAGUUAAUGAAAUAUGUGUACGAAAGACAGGUAAAACACUACUCCAGAAAAUGGUAACGAUAAAUAAACUGGAAGCAGUACGGUUCCUUUUAGAAAAUGGAGCUUUGGUUAACAAAUGCGAUGAAUCUGGUAUGGCACCACUACAUAUGGCAGUGAUUAGCGGUCAUAAAACAAUUGUCAGUAUUUUGUUGGAAUUCGGUGCGAAUAUCAACCAAAUAAAUAAAUUUGAACAAUCUCCUCUUCAACUUGCCAUCCAGAUGAACCAGCCUGAAAUGAGCAAAAUUCUCAUAAAUAAUGGCGCCAACCUUUUGAUGAAGGAUAAAGCCGAUAAAACUAUACUCAACGUGUCUGCUUCUGUUGGGAAUGCAGAAAUAUGCAGGCAAAUAUUGAGACAAACUUCUGUAAAUAUCGAUACCAAAGAAAAACUGUUGGGUCGUAGUCCAUUACACACAGCCUGUGCCGUCAGAAGUUACCCUGCGGCAAAAUUGCUUAUCGAUUACGGAGCUAACAUUAAACUAUUGACUAGGAAUCGUAAGGCUCCCAUCAAUAUUGCCACACAAGCCGGUAGCGCAGAUAUAGUGAAAAUGUUGAAAGAAGAGUCAGAAUUACUGGAAAGAAAAUCACAUCGUAAAACUCCAUUGCUAUUAGCUAUUGACCAAGGUCACUUACAAAUAGUUCAAUAUAUUAUUAAUUCGAAAGGUAGUGUCAACUCCAAAGAUGUGAAUGGUGCCACUCCACUCCAUUAUGCUGCAAAGAAUGGUUUGUUUAUGUUUGUGAAAAUAUUUAUUGAAAACGGAGCCGACGUCAACGCUAAGGACAAAAGAAUGAAAACACCACUUCAUGAAGCUUUCAUUUAUGGACAUGAUAAGGUAGCGAAUUAUCUCGUCGAAGUAGGGGCCGACCUGCAUUGUGUGGACGACAUUCAAAUGUCACCAUUCGAUUAUAAAACAUUGCAAAACAUGUGGUCAAAUAAACAUAGAACAACAUCCAGCAAAAUUCAAUGUAUUAUAGACAAAUGGAAAAAGAAAACUUUUCUCAACCAAGCAAGAAGUUGGAACAUGUAAAGGACUUCUGGUGAUCUUGACGAAGAAGAAGAAGAAGAAGCAUAGCAAAAAUAUUUGAAAAUAUUGUAUUCCUUGCAUUGAAGUCUGUGUGGUUUAGAAGUUUUGCUUAGCAUCCACAUGGUUCUGAACUGUCUCUCAAUUCAUGUUAUCUUGAAGCAUGUGUUUUCUACCAAACCUUUGGCUCAACUCAACUUUUGUGAAUGAAGUUGGAUAGAUGAAAAUCCAACACCACCAUCUAACCCUUGGGUUCCUUUAGCAAAAUUCACUGUUACAAAUAUUUGAAUUCAGUUCCCAUUCUGAUGAUAACUUAGUUUAUUCGUUUGCUUCUUCCUGCUAUUGCAAACUCAUGAGUCAUGGUUUCUUGCCCCACCCUAGUCUUGGAGGCCUGCCGAAAAUGGUGAUGAGUUUCACUCUUCCCCUCUAACCAUGCUAUAAUUAAUAUUCAGAAAAAACUUCAUUUAGGAUUUUAUCUGCAGCUUUGGCUUAACUUGUGGGGAAGAGGAAAGUCCAUUCAAAAGACUGUGUUCCCUGAUUUAAGACCGCCUACUGAUCCUUGGGUGCUUUUAGUAAAGUGGAAAUGAACCUAGAACCAUGAAGUGAAUUUCUUAACCACACUGCCAUACCUGUUCCUAAAGAAUAAAAGCAUACAUAAAAAUACAAAUAUGAGAUGUAAAAACA
Molecule: messenger RNA, 2613 nt
Organism: Octopus bimaculoides (California two-spot octopus)
Lineage: Eukaryota; Metazoa; Mollusca; Cephalopoda; Octopoda; Octopodidae
Biological process (GO): positive regulation of transcription by RNA polymerase II
Cellular component (GO): nucleus
Molecular function (GO): protein binding; transcription cis-regulatory region binding
Source: RefSeq, a predicted model, not a curated record